This is a messenger RNA of Galdieria sulphuraria, 1683 nucleotides long. Its product is annotated as hydrolase. The record is from RefSeq and is a predicted model, not a curated record. Bases 89 to 1030 code for a protein of 313 amino acids. NCBI's taxonomy places the organism in Eukaryota, Rhodophyta, Bangiophyceae, Galdieriales, Galdieriaceae. Gene Ontology annotation, molecular function: hydrolase activity. The transcript is spliced from 4 exons.
UUCCUUUAACUGAUAUCAUUUGUGUUGUUUCAAGCGCUUCUUAUCUGCUAUUACGUAACAAUAAUAACAGAGUUACAGUUUCUACAUCAUGCAAAAGGUUGUCCAACAUCCUGGUGAUUCCUCCAACGAAUUCCUUCACUCUUAUGUAUUUUGCAAUGGUUGUAAGCUGCACAUAGUAGAAUGCAAAGGCUCGCACCAAAAUAGGCCUCUCAUGUUGCUUCUUCAUGGAUUCCCAGAGUUUUGGUUUUCCUGGAAAUAUAUUUUGCAAUAUUUUUUCCGCAAGGGAUAUCGUGCAGUUGCUCCAGACCUUCGCGGAUACAACGAGUCUUCGAAACCAUAUUCCGUUCAAGAAUAUCGUUUGGAACUGCUUUCGGCGGAUAUCGAAAGCUUGAUUCGGCAGUUAGGUUAUGAAGCUUGUACUUGUGUUGGGCACGACUGGGGAGGAGCUAUCGCAUGGUCUGUUGCAUAUUUGUAUCCUCGUUGUGUUCGAACUUUGAUUAUUGUCAACGCACCGCACCCAUACAAGUUCUAUGAGGCACUUUUUUCCUUCCCUCCCAAUUGGAAGCAGCUGUUAAGAUCCUGGUAUAUAUUAUUUUUCCAACUCCCUUGGUUGCCAGAAUUGUUUCUUGGAUAUAAUAGUUGUAAGAAUUUAGUGCUAGCCAUUCGCAAUACACUCUGUUAUACACAAGCAUUGAGUCAUGAAGAUGCCGAAGAAUAUCGCAAGGCAUUGUUACAGCCUGGGGCGUUGAAAAGUGCUAUUAACUAUUACAGGGCCUUGGUUCGCAAUUCAAUUGCUAGUAAUAGCAUGCGUCAUUUGUUCGAGCGCCAACUAAACAUUGCUACGUUGGUUGUAUGGGGUGUGGAAGAUUCGGCGUUAGGAAAGGAGUUGACCUUUGAUUUGGAUAAGUUAGUUAGUGACAUUGAGGUGCGUUAUAUUCCUAACUGUUCACACUGGGUUCCUAUCGAGAAACCGCGAAUAUUGGCUGAGUUUAUGGAUUCCUUUCUUCAAUCUCGUGAGGAAGCACCCUAAUUUGGUUUACUCUUAAACGUUGUCAUUUGCAGAUUCUUGAACCGACUUUGCGGUAUAAUGUUUUCGACGUCGUGAUGGAAUUCCAAUCUGCAAGAAUGUUUAUCAUUAAAAAAUAGAAAGUUCGCCUGUCUUUCGGAAUGACAAAUGGACGCGACAAGAACAGUCACAUUUGUUGAAUGUAAAGGAUUGGAAAUGGACGAACAAUUUUAUUUCUUGCAAAAAUUUUUCGUUGUACUCAGCAUCGAUUUUUGCGAUAUGCUAAAGAUUUUUGCUUGAGUGAAACGUUGUUGCUUACCUUUCAAACUGCAUGAGGCUGCACGUGGGUUAUAAUUUGUUCUGUACAUUUUGAACAACUCAACCAAGCUCACUGCUGUGUAAAAGCAAACACAAAUGAGAUUUAUUCAAUAUAUGAGAAGCCUCGCAAGAAGUUUCGAAAAUUGGGUGGUUCCCAAACAAAGAUCAAAAAGCAUUUUUCUUUUGGCUCCAAUUGGAUCAGUAGACAAUCAGCACACCCUAUCGAAAAGCAAGUAAACAGUUUUGAUAGACACAGAAAGUAAAAGAAUAUUAUUUCUUAUUUUUCCAAGAAAUGUUUGUUCAUCUUAGUAAGUCGGUCAGCUCUACCUAGUAUGUUAAAGAGAUAUAGACUGAAUAUU